AUGCCGGCGAUCAUGGACCGGACAUGGCGGUUCGUGGAGAACAUCGAGGCGCUCACCAUCAGUCGCGAGGAGGUGCAUCUGCAUGAUCUAUCCAAGGCCAGCAGAACGAAAUCGUGUCUCUUUGGCCUGCUGACGGCGGCGUACCGAAGAGGUAGCGGCCUGCAAACCUUCUUGACCAGCCCUAGAGAGAUUUUCCACCGGCGAGACCUAGCCCAUCGGCUCCACCAUCAUCUGGACGCGGUGGUCGAGCAGAGGUUCCACGGAAAGAAGCAGGCCGCGGGCAAAGGCAGCGAAAAGAAAUGCGCCCCAUCGCGCACAGGCCUCCCCCUCAGUCUGGAAUAA
Messenger RNA from Aspergillus candidus, 342 nucleotides. RefSeq lists its product as uncharacterized. Lineage: Eukaryota; Fungi; Ascomycota; Eurotiomycetes; Eurotiales; Aspergillaceae. The record is from RefSeq and is a predicted model, not a curated record. The transcript is spliced from 2 exons. The coding region runs from base 1 to 342 and encodes 113 amino acids.